Molecule: messenger RNA, 1083 nt
Organism: Peronospora matthiolae
Lineage: Eukaryota; Oomycota; Peronosporomycetes; Peronosporales; Peronosporaceae
Source: the annotation of a GenBank genome assembly
AUGGACGUGUCUGGAAUGUGGGCCGUCGACAGUGGUGCAACGCACCACAUUUGCCACGACAAGACCAAGUUCGCAAGUUUGGCAGAGCGCAAUGAGGGCGAACUCUUGGUGGCUGAUGGCAACAAGGUGGCCAUCAAGGGUGUGGGAACCAUAAUGGAAAAGGUGGUUCUGCCCAACGGUGAAGAGCGUGAGAUCGAAAUCAAGAACGCGCUAUAUGUUCCAAGUAUGAGCAAGAACCUGCUCUCGGUGCCACAGAUUAACAGCCAUGGCAAGUUUCAAGUCGUGUUUGACGGGUCCAAGAUGUAUGUGACUCUCAAGAACUCACAGCAAGUGGUGGCGACAGCGGAUCUCGUGGAUGGACUCUACUGGCUUCGGACGACUCAACGAUCAGCGAAUGUGACAACAAGUGGAACCAGUUGUGCCGAUCUACAUGCGAGAAUGGGUCAUGCUCCAGUCGAUGUACUUCGCAAGAUGAUCGCGACCAACAUGAUCAAGGAUGUGCGAGUCCCUCUCAAGUCGGGUGGAGCAACUACAUGUCGAGGAUGUCAACAAGGGAAAAUGGUCCAAAAACCAUUUCCAAGCAACCGAGACAAGCGCAGCUACGAUACGUUUGAGCUACUUCAUCUGGACAUCUGCGGGCCCAUGGAAAAGGAUUCGCUCGGUGGCAGCAAAUAUUUGCUGCUGAUCAUCGACGAAGCCAGUGGAUGCAUGAAGGGCUUUUGUCUACGAGUGAAGUCCGAGAGUGAAGACUACAUCCGGAAAUAUAUCACCAUGGUACAGACGCAAUUCUGUAAGAAGGUCAAGUUCGUGCGACACGACGGAGCUCGCGAGUUUGCAACCAACUCGCUUCAACUGUUCUACGAAGACGAAGGCAUUGAACAGCAGACAACGGUGCCGUAUGCACAUCAAACAAACGGAACAGCAGAGCGUGCCAUUAGGACUAUUGUCACGAUCGGCCGCAGCAUGCUUCAUCAUGCCAAACUGGACAAGUGUUUCUGGGCCGAAGCAGCGAUGACGGCCAUCUACGUCAAGAAUCGACUGCCGUCACCUAAAGUCGUGCACAAGACCCCACAUACAUACUGA